Molecule: messenger RNA, 916 nt
Organism: Salvia miltiorrhiza (redroot sage)
Lineage: Eukaryota; Viridiplantae; Streptophyta; Magnoliopsida; Lamiales; Lamiaceae
Product: myb family transcription factor MPH1-like
Exons: 5
Coding region: 196-783 (195 amino acids)
Molecular function (GO): DNA-binding transcription factor activity; DNA binding
Source: RefSeq, a predicted model, not a curated record
AAAAAGUCACGCAAAAAGAAUAUAUUUAUGAGUUCCCUAAAAGUCUACAAACCUUAGCAAAAAAGUCCAUAGUCUCCGACCAUCUUUUCUUCCUCACCACACUAAUUAUUUAUAUAUAUUGAAUUAUCCACUCAUUCAGACAAACAUAGUAUUAUAUUUUUAGCACAUAAACAUUCUUGUUCAAAAUUUCUAAAAAUGAAAAAUUCAGACAGCUCUAGGGUUAGAAAGUACAGGAAAUCGUCGGCCCCGCGGCUACGGUGGUCGCCGGAGCUCCACGGCCGCUUCGUCGAAGCUGUUGAAAGUCUCGGAGGGAAAUAUCAAGCAACUCCAAAGAGAAUUAUGCAGAUGAUGGCUGUUAAAGGGCUCCAGAUUUCACAUGUCAAGAGCCAUCUGCAGAUGUACAGGAGCAUGAAGGAAUCCAUGGCCAUGGGUUCAAACAAUUUUAUAGCAAACUACCAACUAAAAGAAUCCGAAUUUAUCACUUUAUUCUCUCCUCAAAGGCAAUUUUCCGAAGGUCUAAAUGAUAGAAUUCGAGGGAGAAGGAGAAGUACCCAAAUCGGUCAAAAUUUAUUUUACCAUCAACACUUGCAGGUGCAAGGUGGAAAUGGAAGCAUGGAAAUCAUGGAUGAGAGAGAAGAGGAAGAAGAAGAAAGUGAGAUUGAAUUUGGAUGGACAAAUAUAAAUAUGAGUGAAAUAGCACAACCCAAUGAACUUACUACCUCAACUUCAUCUCAAUCUUGUCCUCUCAAUUUAGACCUCACUAUCUCAAUCUCAUCACACUAAUCUAUUUGAUUAUAAUUAUGUUAGUGUCCUACAUUCUUUUAUUUCAAAUAGAUAUUGCAAGUCAGUUCUAAUGUUUAGAUACAGCCAUAUCAUGUAUAUUAUUAUUGUAAUCUCAUUUUUAUUUUCAUUUUCA